CAAGACAACAGGGGCAGACAGAGCGAGCGGGACCAGAGAAGACCAGGGAGAUACCAGUCUUGGUUUUGGAGAGAAGGAAGAAAACGUAACAGUGAUAUCACAUUUACCGGAGGCACACAGUGGAGGAUAACCCAGGCGAGCACCCUCUGCCUGUCUGUGGGAACGGAGCCACUCUGGGGACCCACAAAUGUGAGCGACGCGCACGCAAACGACUCAGGUGCAGAGAAACCAAACUGGCGGCGCACUUAGGAUGCAGAAGUCACCGGUGGAAGAUGCGAACUUCUUCUCCAAAUUUUUCUUCUGGUGGACGUCACCGCUGCUGAGGAAGGGCUUCAGAAAGAAGUUGGAGCUUGCAGAUGUUUAUAAAGCUCCUUCCUUUGAUCUGGCAGACAACCUCUCUGAGAGACUCGAAAGAGAAUGGGACAGAGAGGUGGUGUCGGCCAAGAACCAGCCCAGGCUGUUGAGAGCGCUGGCCCGCUGCUUCCUCGGCCCUUUCGCCUUCUUUGGCGUCCUCCUCUACCUCGGGGAGGCUUCCAAGACGGUGCAGCCUCAGCUUCUGGGUCGCAUCAUCGCCUCCUUUGACCCGUUCCACGCUCCGGAGCGGAGCCAGGGAUACUACCUGGCACUGGGCCUCUGCCUCCUCUUCACUGCCCGCUUCCUCCUUCUACAACCUGCCAUCUUUGGCCUGCAUCACCUGGGCAUGCAGAUCCGCAUCGCCCUUUUCAGCCUUAUAUACAAGAAGACCUUGAAGCUAUCCAGCCGAGUCUUGGACAAGAUCAGCACCGGUCAGCUGGUCAGUCUGAUGUCCGCCCACCUCAACAAGCUGGAUGAGAGUUUGGGUUUGGCCCACUUUGUGUGGAUCACCCCCCUGCAGUGUAUACUGUGCGUGGGUCUGCUCUGGGAGCUGAUCGACGUGAACAGCUUUUGCGCGCUGGCAUCUCUGACUCUGCUGGGCAUCAUCCAGGCUUGGCUCACACAGAAGAUGGGACCACACCGGGUGAAGCGAGGAGGGAUGAUCAACCGCCGCCUGGCUCUCACCUCAGAGAUCGUGGAGAACAUCCACUCUGUGAAGGCAUACGGUUGGGAGGAGGUAAUGGAGACCAUCAUCAAGAACAUCAGGCAGGACGAGAUGACGCUGACGAGGAAGAUCGGUUCUCUGCGUUACUUCUACAGCGCCUCGUACUUCUUUUCCGCCAUCUUGGUCAUCGUGUCUGCCGUCGUUCCGCAUGCACUCAGUAAAGGCAUCAUCCUGCGCCGCAUCUUUACCACAGCCUCCUACUGCAUGGUGCUGCGAAUGACGCUGACCCGCCAGCUCCCAGGAUCCAUCCAGAUGUGGUACGACACGCUGGCACUGGUCAAGAAGAUCGAGGAAUUCCUGAUGAAGGAAGAGUACAGAGUGCUGGAGUACAACCUGACCACCACUGAAGUGGAGCUAGUCAACGUGUCUGCAUCCUGGGACGAGGGCAUUGGGGAACUGUUUGAGAAGAUCAAGCAGGAGAACAAAGCAAACGGACACCUGAACGGUGACCCCGGCCUCUUCUUCACAAACCUCUACGUCACACCUGUCCUCAAAAACAUCAGCCUGUACCUGGAGAAGGGAAAGAUGCUGGCGGUGGCUGGAUCCACUGGCUCGGGGAAGAGUUCUCUGCUCAUGAUGAUCCUGGGAGAGUUGGUGCCCACGGAGGGUAAAAUCAGACACAGCGGUCGCAUCUCCUUCUCACCGCAGACUUCGUGGAUCAUGCCGGGGACGAUUCGAGACAACAUCCUGUUUGGUUUGACCUAUGACGAGUACCGUUACACUUCCGUUAUCAAGGCCUGCCAGCUGGAGGAGGACUUCGCUUUGCUGCCUGAGAAAGACAAGACGCUCCUCAUCGAAGGAGGGGUGACCCUCAGCGGCGGCCAAAAGGCUCGCCUCGGCAUGGCCAGGGCUGUGUAUAAAGAUGCAGACCUCUACCUGCUGGAUGCACCUUUCACCCACCUGGACAUUGUGACAGAGAAAGAGAUCUUUGAGAAAUGCGUCUGUAAACUUAUGGGCUCCAAGACGCGUAUUGUGGUCACCAGCAAGUUGGAACAUCUGAAACGAGCAGACAAAAUCCUCCUUCUGCACAACGGGGACUGCUACUUCUACGGCACCUUCUCGGAGCUGCAGGCGCAGCGGCCUGACUUCAGCUCCCUCCUCCUCGGCCUGGAAGCUUAUGACAACAUCAACGCAGAGCGCCGCAGCUCCAUCCUCACAGAAACCCUCCGCAGGGUCUCCGUCGAUGAAACCGCCGGCUUCCGAGGCCCAGAGCCUAUUCGCCAGUCCUUCCGCCAGCCGCCGCCUCCAAUAAUCGUCUCUGGAUCCCAAGGCCAUCCUGGAGGUGAUGGCUACCCAGAAAAACGCAAACAGUCCCUCAUCCUGAGCCCCCUGGCGGCUGCUCGCAAGUUCUCCUUCAUCGGGAACUCCCAACAGACUGCAAAUACCCCCCAGUCCAUGGCGAUGGAGGACGGGGUUCGUGAACUUUCUGAGAGGAAAUUCUCUGUCGUACCUGAGGAUGACCAAGUGGAGGAGGUGCUCCCCAGGGGGAACUUGUACCACCAUGGGUUGCAGCACCUCAACGGGCAGCGGCGCCAGUCAGUCCUGGCAUUCAUCACCAACUCUCAGGGCCAGGAGCGCAGGGAGCAGAUACAGUCCUCCUUCAGAAGAAAGCUGUCCAUCACACCGCAGUGUGACUUGGCAUCUGAGCUGGACAUUUACGCCCGCCGCCUGUCCAAGGACAGUGUCUAUGACAUUAGUGAGGAAGUGGAUGAAGAAGACAUGGAGCAAUGCUUCGCAGAUGAACGUGAGAACAUCUUUGAAACUACCUCAUGGAGCACUUACCUGCGCUACGUCACCACCAACAAGAGCUUAGUCUACGUCCUAAUUUUCAUCCUCUUUGUCUUUGUCAUUGAGGUUGCUGGUUCAGUCAUCGGCAUUUUCCUCAUUACUGACACGAUCUGGAGGGACGGCGCCAACCCUUCAUCACCCAACUACGUCGAUGAGCAGCACCCCAACGCCUCGUCACCCCCCUUCCACCUUGCAGUCAUCGUCACACCGACCAGCGCCUACUACAUCAUCUACAUCUACGUGGCCACGUCAGAGAGCGUGCUGGCCUUGGGAUUCUUCAGGGGUCUCCCCUUAGUGCACACGUUACUCACGGUGUCCAAAAGACUGCAUGAACAGAUGCUUAGCGCUGUAAUUCGAGCCCCCAUGGCUGUACUCAACACUAUGAAGACAGGCCGGAUUAUGAACAGAUUCACUAAAGACAUGGCCACCAUAGAUGACAUGCUGCCUCUGGUGCUGUUUGACCUCAUACAGCUGACAUUGAUUGUUACGGGUGCCAUCUUCACCGUGUCCAUCAUGCGGCCUUACAUCUUCAUCGCUGCAAUCCCAUUGGCUGCCAUCUUCGUAAUCCUCAGAAAGUACUUUUUACGAACUGGACAGCAACUCAAGCUACUGGAGGCUGAAGCUCGCAGCCCCAUCUUCUCCCACCUCAUCAUCUCACUCAAGGGUUUGUGGACAAUUCGGGCGUUUGGGCGUCAGACCUACUUCGAGACGCUCUUCCACAAGGCGCUGAACACUCACACAGCCACCUGGUUCCACUACCUGGCCACACUGCGAUGGUUCCUGUUUCGCUGCGACAUGAUCUUCGUCCUCUUCUUCUCCGCCGCCGCCUUCAUCGCUGUGGGAACCAACCAGGACAAACCAGGGGAGGUUGGCAUCAUUGUUGCCCUGGCUAUGCUCAUCCUGGGGACUUUCCAAUGGGCUGUCAUCACCAGCAUCACUGUAGACGGACUGAUGCGUUCGGUGGAUCGGGUGUUCAAGUUCAUCGACCUGCCAUCAGAGGAGCCGCUGCCGGGCAAGUCCGGAGGUAAAGGAGACCUCAUCAUCGACAACCCACACGCCCAAGAUUGCUGGCCCAACCGCGGCCAAAUGGACGUCCAGGGCCUCACGGUGAAGUACACGGAGACUGGACGCGCCAUCCUCAGCGACAUCUCCUUCUCUGUGGAAGGGGGGCAGAGCAUGGGUCUGCUGGGUCGGACAGGCUCAGGAAAGAGCACCCUCCUCUCCGCUCUGCUCCGUCUCGCCUCCACUGACGGAGAAAUCUCCAUCGACGGCGUCUCGUGGAGCUCCGUCUCCCUGCACACAUGGAGGAAGGCCUUCGGAGUGGUGCCGCAGAAAGUCUUUAUUCUGACCGGCACUUUCCGGAUGAACCUGGACCCACACGAGCGUUACAGUGACGAGGAGCUGUGGAGGGUAGCUGAAGAGGUGGGCCUGAAGUCGGUGAUCGAGCAGUUUCCAGACAAGCUGGACUUUCAGCUGGAGGACGGAGGCAACGUGUUGAGCAACGGACACAAGCAGCUGCUGUGUCUCGCCCGCUCCAUCCUCAGCAAGGCCCGCAUCCUGCUGCUGGACGAGCCCUCCGCCUACCUCGACCCCAUAACAUUGCAGGUCCUGAGGAAGACCCUGAAGCAGGCGUUCUCUGGCUGCACCGUCAUCCUAUCAGAACACAGAGUGGAGCCGCUGCUGGAGUGUCAAUCAUUCCUGAUGAUCGAGGGCAGCUCCAUGAAGAGCUACGACUCCAUCCAGAAGCUGCUGAAUGAGACGAGUCACCUGAAACAGGCCAUGAGCCCCGCCGACCGGCUCCGCCUCUUCCCGACGCUUCACCGCCUCAACUCCAGCAAGAGGGCGCCACCGCAGACCGCCAAAAUCUCGUCUCUGCCAGAGGAAGCUGAGGACGAAGUCCACGACACUCGCCUCUAACCGGCCAGGCUCUCAAACACACACACACUCACACACUCACUCCAGUAACUCUGGACAACAACAAGGACGUGAUACAGUGUUCUGAUAUUUAUGAUUUAGGGUCUGAAAGGUGAAUACAACACUGAAUCAUAAUUGAUUAAAGUCUAAAUUUUAACAAAACUGACUUGUUUAUACUACACACACACACAGCCGCUGACGUCUAUAUUACUGUCACGUAAUGAGGGAUAAAGCUCAUUUACUGACAGAAAAUUACACUAACAUGCAAGCGAUAGAGGAUGUAACGUGUGCAAACACUUUGCAACAUAUCUGCAAGAUUAGACAAGACUGUAGAACCAUGAUUCUGAAAAAGUUGGGACGUUGUGUAAAACAGAAACAUGUUUAACUGCAGCAGCUUCAUUGAUUUUUGUAAAUAUCUGCUGAUUCUGAAUCUGAUGCAGCAACAUGUUUCAAACAAGUUGGGACAGGAGCAA
This is a messenger RNA of Chelmon rostratus (copperband butterflyfish), 5253 nucleotides long. RefSeq names its product CF transmembrane conductance regulator (gene cftr). The transcript is spliced from 27 exons. The coding region runs from base 251 to 4783 and encodes 1510 amino acids. The record is from RefSeq and is a predicted model, not a curated record. Gene Ontology annotation, biological process: bicarbonate transport; chloride transmembrane transport. NCBI's taxonomy places the organism in Eukaryota, Metazoa, Chordata, Actinopteri, Chaetodontiformes, Chaetodontidae. Gene Ontology annotation, cellular component: cytosol; plasma membrane; apical plasma membrane. Gene Ontology annotation, molecular function: ABC-type transporter activity; ATP hydrolysis activity; ATP binding.